CCCGUGAGCUAAUUGUGCUUAUUUACGGUUGUUGUCACGCUAUGGAUUCCCGUUUGGUUUGAAUACGCUGUGGACUUGUUGUGGGUUAGGAGUAGUUCUGAAGACGGGGAAAGGUGUUGCGGGAAGGGAGAGAGAGAGAGAGAGAGAGAGAGAUGGGGCAGGGUCAGUCCGGAGGAUUGCCCAAGCCGGGGCCCGGCGGAGACCGCAACAAGGGCGAUGGCGCGAAGAAGGAGAAGAAGUACGAGCCCGCGGCUCCACCUACUCGCGUUGGGCGCAAGCAGCGCAAGCAGAAGGGCUCCGAGGCUGCGGCGCGAUUGCCUGUGGUGACGCCUGCAACUAAGUGUAAGCUGCGGUUGCUGAAGCUGGAACGCGUGAAAGACUAUCUGUUGAUGGAAGAAGAGUUUGUGACCAAUCAGGAGCGGUUGAAGCCGCAGGAAGAUAAGAACGAAGAGGAUCGGUCUAAGGUCGAUGACCUACGGGGGUCGCCGAUGAGUGUAGGCAACUUGGAAGAAAUUAUUGAUGAGAACCAUGCGAUUGUGUCGUCGUCCGUGGGUCCUGAGUAUUAUGUGAAUAUUUUGUCGUUCGUAGACAAGGAUCAGCUGGAGCCUGGCUGCGCAAUCCUCAUGCACAACAAGGUCCUUUCAGUGGUUGGGUUGCUGCAAGAUGACGUGGACCCUAUGGUGUCAGUGAUGAAAGUUGAAAAAGCUCCUCUAGAGUCAUAUGCCGAUAUCGGUGGACUAGAUCCUCAGAUUCAAGAAAUUAAGGAAGCAGUGGAGCUACCCUUAACGCAUCCAGAGCUUUACGAGGAUAUUGGUAUCAAGCCUCCCAAGGGGGUUAUUUUAUAUGGUGAACCGGGAACUGGAAAGACGCUUCUUGCCAAGGCUGUUGCAAAUUCAACUUCUGCCACGUUUCUUCGCGUUGUAGGAAGUGAGCUAAUUCAGAAGUAUCUGGGGGAUGGACCUAAGUUGGUGCGAGAGUUAUUUCGGGUCGCGGAUGAAUUAUCUCCUUCCAUUGUCUUUAUUGACGAAAUUGAUGCAGUGGGUACAAAGAGAUAUGAUGCUCAUUCAGGUGGGGAAAGAGAGAUUCAGAGGACUAUGUUGGAGUUGCUGAAUCAGUUGGAUGGAUUUGAUUCUCGUGGAGAUGUGAAGGUUAUUUUGGCUACCAAUCGUAUUGAAAGCUUGGACCCGGCGUUGCUCCGACCUGGUAGAAUUGAUCGUAAGAUAGAAUUCCCAUUGCCAGAUAUCAAAACCAAGAGGCGAAUUUUCCAGAUUCAUACUUCUAGAAUGACUAUGGCUGAUGAUGUAAACCUGGAGGAAUUCGUAAUGACCAAGGAUGAAUUUUCUGGUGCUGACAUUAAAGCCAUUUGCACGGAGGCUGGUCUUCUUGCGUUGCGUGAGCGCCGGAUGAAGGUGACUCAAGUUGAUUUCAAGAAGGCCAAAGAGAAGGUAAUGUAUAAGAAGAAGGAAGGUGUACCUGAGGGAUUAUACAUGUAGAUUAUUCAGUGCAGGUGGUAAUCUUUCCUGUAUAUUCUCCUUACAUGUUUUUUUCGAUUGAAUCGAGUUCGAUCAUUGAUAUCAUUACUAUGCUCAAUUUUUUA
Molecule: messenger RNA, 1597 nt
Organism: Physcomitrium patens
Lineage: Eukaryota; Viridiplantae; Streptophyta; Bryopsida; Funariales; Funariaceae
Product: 26S proteasome regulatory subunit 4 homolog B
Molecular function (GO): ATP hydrolysis activity; ATP binding
Source: RefSeq, a predicted model, not a curated record